Harmonia axyridis is the source of this 522-nucleotide messenger RNA. RefSeq lists its product as uncharacterized. The record is from RefSeq and is a predicted model, not a curated record. Lineage: Eukaryota; Metazoa; Arthropoda; Insecta; Coleoptera; Coccinellidae. The transcript has 5 exons. Bases 101 to 460 code for a protein of 119 amino acids.
UAUGCUGUCCAUUUGAUAUUAGCGAUUCAAGUUCAUCCCCAAGCCACCUAUCGGAAGAAACUGUAAUAUCGGCUUAAGUGUUCGAGGAGUUAUAAUAUAUAUGAAAGUUUGUUCAAAGCAUUUUGAAGAGUCUGAUUUUCAUACACAAAGUAAGGAGCUGAGACACGCAGAUUUGUGUUUGAGACCGAGAAAAACUAACUUGAGACGCCGAAAUUUGAAAAGAAAUGCAGUCCCAACAAAAAACCUUCCUACAGGUACUCAUGAGAACAUAAAGAAGAAAGAAAGACGGAAUUUAACUAGAUAUGAUCCUGUACAACAACCAAUUUUGAAAUUUGACUGUGAAGUAAUGACACAAAAUCAAGAUGAAAAUGAACUUCAUGCUCAGGAAAUGAUUCACAGACCUGAUGAAUUGUUGGCUGCUGAAGCUCUAUGUGCUUUUAUCAAUAAGGACAAUUUGUGACAAUAUUACUACAAAUCAAAAGCUUUACAGCUUGACAGGGUUGAAUUCUUUCGAAAUGCUGA